Molecule: messenger RNA, 1155 nt
Organism: Miscanthus lutarioriparius
Lineage: Eukaryota; Viridiplantae; Streptophyta; Magnoliopsida; Poales; Poaceae
Source: the annotation of a GenBank genome assembly
AUGUGCCACGCCGCGGUGGCGAACUCCGGGGAGCAGGAGCACCAGCGGCGGCGGCCUCUCGCCGCUGCGGCCACCGACAUCGACGACGGAGGAGGAGGCCGCGGACAGCAGCAGGCGCUGAUGCCGGGGCCGGCGGAGCCCGUGAUGGAGACUGCGGCUGCGCCGUGGCAGAGCAGCAGGCAGGCGCGGGAGAUGUCGGCCAUGGUGGCCGCGCUCGCCACGGUGGUCGCCGGCUCGGAGCCGCCGCCGCCGGCUGCCAAGGGACCCGCGCAGGCGCAGGCGCAGGAUGCAUCCAUGGACGAGGCGUGGUGGCCGUACGAGGACCUGCAGGUCGCCGAGCCGUCGUCGCCUGCCCGCUUCGUGCUCCAGGGCUACGACGCGACGCAGCCGCGCGAGCAGUACUGGCCUGCGGCGGCGACGGCGGCGGCUACCUACUCGCACACGCAGCACGGCGCCGCCUCUGCCGCGGCGGAUGAUGAGCUCCCGUCCCCGUCGUCCGCCGGGGGUGGCAGCACUAGCAGCAGGGCGGCGGCGCCAGCGCGGAAGCGGUACCGCGGGGUGCGGCAGCGACCGUGGGGGAAGUGGGCGGCGGAGAUCCGGGACCCACACAAGGCGGCGCGCGUGUGGCUGGGCACCUUCGACAACGCCGAGGACGCCGCCCGGGCCUACGACGGCGCCGCGCUCAGGUUCCGCGGCAGCCGCGCCAAGCUCAACUUCCCCGAGUCCGCCAUGCUCCCGUCCACGCCGUCUCCGGCGACGGCGACCCACCACCACCAGCCUCUGACUCCAGCACCGCCGCCAGCCAGGCCGGAGGCGCUGCUGGAGUCUCAGGCGCUCCCCGCCGGCGGCAGCAGGGACCCCUACUUGGACUACGCCAGGUUAUUGCAGAGCGGCGGCGGCGGUCCCAGCGCGUCGUCGGGGACUCCAACUCCGAGUGUUACGUUACUGCCUCCUCCACCACCUCCACCUCCUGCUGCAGCUGCGGCGUACGGGUUCAGAGCAGAGGCCGAGACCCUCGGGGGCUACGGCUACCUGUCGCCGCCGCAGAGGCAGAGCCGCGCGGAGCCAGGAAACCACCCGCCGCCGGCGUGGGCGGGCUUCGACAGCUCGUCGUGCCCACCGCCGCCGCCGUGGCCGUCGGACCAGUCAGGUUGA